UAUACAGGUAAAUGGUCGAGUGAGCGGACAGGUGAAGUUAGAAGUACCGGACUUGUUUCUAUAUUUGUAAAACAAGACGGUCGUGUUAAUUCGUUCAGAGGAGUUCAAUUUAUCUCCGGUAAUCUUUGAUGAGAAUUGUGUGUUAAUAAGUAAACAUAUAUAGCAACAGAUAGUCCAGCUAUUCACCGCCGUUCUCCAAUUCACCUGCAGCAAUCAGAUAUUUAAAGACACAGUCGCCUCCAGGCGAUGUGACAGAGUUAAUUAUCUCCUCCUAGAAACACACAGUACAGGAUGGUUGGAUGCGGUUGCCAUGGCAGUAAGUAGAUCUUCACUUGAAGAUUACUGGACAGAGUUCCAUGAUAUAGAGAGUACCAAAGAUCCUGAUGAGGAGGAAGAAGAGGAUGAACUCCCCAAAACCCCGGAUGGGGAACAGGAGGCUAGAUGGCUGAAGGAGGUUGGCUUGGAUGCUGUCGUUAAUCGAAUCAAAGAUGGACAUGGGUUGACCGAUGAUGAAAUGGAGGCUGUCACGGCGACCUUGACCUCCAGUCAGGCUGCUGUUGUGAAGCGACGUGUGGACACUCUCAGUACUACGAUGCGUAAACGACAGAAGCAGAACAAAACUGAUGUUCGGGAUAUCUUCCCGAGCCAGGAAACAGUCAACGGGAGCUUUUAUGGCAGUCCAGGAUCUUUCCAUCGACUAUCAGGCGGGUCUAUUGGGGAAGGGCAGACAACUCAUGACCAUGUGCGACAUGGUAGUAAGCCAAAGGAGAGAUCAUUCAUGAAGAGGGGAGGUUACUCUAUGUCUGGGAGGAGGACAGACGAGGCUGUGAGCCCUGAUCAAACAGGGAUAGAGAUGCUGAGUGUCCAUCCUAAGGGAACAUACCACCGCCCUGUAGGGUCGAGGCUUUCUGGUGGCAGCCUGCCGUCGAUAUCCGACCACGAGGACAUCAUGUUUGAACUGAAACCGGAUGAUUCUACUCAUCAGAGUCGGGGCCAGCAGAGGCUUGUGUAUCACCAGGGAUCCCAGCAGAAAACUGGAGAUAAUUUACCAAAUUUUACACUUGUACACGAUAAGCUUGGCGUGACACAAAUGAGUGACCUCAGUGCUAGUGACAUGUCCCAAAUAAGGUCACUGGCUCUCUUAGAACUCACCUCAAUGUUUGAUAAUCAUAACAUCACCUACAGGCAUCGAAAGGCAAAGAAAAGGGUGAAAGAUCAUGGUCUAUUUGGUGUUCCCUUACAAGCACUUUUAGAAAAUGACCGGAAAAUAGAUUCUCGAGUCACCACCCCAAUCAUCUUUCAUGAUAUUAUCCAGUUUAUCGAGGGUCACUGUCUAGAAACAGAGGGUAUUCUCCGAGUACCAGGCUCCACUGGUAGGAUAAAGCAAUUACGAGGGGAGUUGGAAGAUCGAUUCUACAGUGGUGCUAUAUCCUGGGCAGAGGUCCUGCCACACGAUGCAGCUGCCCUUCUAAAACAGUUCCUGAGGGAGCUACCAGUACCCCUCCUCACCUACGAAUACAUAGAGGCCUUCGCUCAGGUGGAAAGUAUUAAGGAGAAAAAACUACAGCUACAGGCUCUGUGUUUACUGAUCUUGCUGCUGCCACCUGUCCACCGUAACACGCUUCAGAUACUGUUGCGGUUCCUACAAAAGGUUGUUAGUAAGUGCCAUGCAAAUAAGAUGAGUCUCGCCAACGUGUCCAUGAUUAUGGCCCCCAAUCUGUUUCUGGUCUCAAGUAACCACUCAAAGUUCAAAGGUAUCCAGGAAGGGGAGAUAAGCAUGGCAGCCGGAACUUCCAACAUUGUCAGAAUGUUGAUCAAAUACCUGGACAUUCUCUGGACGGUGCCGUCGUUCCUUGUACACCAGAUGAGACGCCAAAAUGAAAUAGCUCAACAGCGCAAAGGUAGAGAUAAAUCUAUAAUGAAAUUCCUGGCCAAGAAAGACAAAUCGGAGUUGUAUAAAAAGCCUCCCAUAGUUCACGAGGGUGAUUUUGAGGAAGGCGUGAUACGUGUUCAUGCUCCAAACCUGACAAAAAGUUCUACUGCCAUCCGCCUGGACAAUCGCAUGACUGCCGGGCAUAUAGUAGACAGAUUCAGAAACUCCUGCGGGGCCCUAAAUCCUGCAAAUGGGAGGGGAGACAAUAAAAGGACUCUGCAGGGGAUCUAUUGUGAUCCUGACAAAGUUUCCUUUGCAGAGGAGCACACUUACCUGUACGAAACUGGUGGAAAUAUAUGUGAACGAUGUUUAGACCACAAAACCAAUAUGAUGGCAUUGUACCAUGUCAACCCAAAUGCAGAGUGGGUCAUCAAAACCAGUAAUCAUAGAUAGUACAUCUUCUAGCUACCUAAGGCUUACACUAAUGAGGAGGUGUCAGAGAAACCAAGCAUUGUUCUCUAGGGUUCCCAUGGUAACGCUGAGAAAACAUUGCUAUACAAAUUUGCACUGUCAAAUCUCCAUGGUAACAGUGAGAAAGCAUGGCUAUUAAUUAAUGCCAAAGAUCGUACUUCCAAAUCUCCAGGGCUACCCUGAGAAAGCCUAGUAAUCAAAGAAGUACUGUGAAAUUUCCAUGGGAACAGUGGGAAAGCAUGGGCUCAACCGAAGAUUGAACUGUCAAAUCACCAUGGUAAUGGCGAGAUAACAUGGCAAUCAACCAAAGAUUGAACUGUCAAAUCACCAUGGUAAUGGCGAGAUAACAUGGCAAUCAACCAAAGAUUGAAAUGUCAAAUCACCAUGGUAAUGCUGAGAACACAUGGCUAUCAACCAAAGAUUGAACUGUCAAAUCUGCAUGGUAAUGGCGAGAUAACAUGGCAAUCAACCAAAGAUUGAACUGUCAAAUCACCAUGGUAAUGGCGAGAUAACAUGGCAAUCAACCAAAGAUUGAAAUGUCAAAUCACCAUGGUAAUGCUGAGAACACAUGGCUAUCAACCAAAGAUUGAACUGUCAAAUCUGCAUGGUAAUGGCGAGAUAACAUGGCAAUCAACCAAAGAUUGAACUGUCAAAUCACCAUGGUAAUGGCGAGAUAACAUGGCAAUCAACCAAAGAUUGAAAUGUCAAAUCACCAUGGUAAUGCUGAGAACACAUGGCUAUCAACCAAAGAUUGAACUGUCAAAUCUGCAUGGUAAUGGCGAGAUAACAUGGCAAUCAACCAAAGAUUGAACUGUCAAAUCACCAUGGUAAUGGCGAGAUAACAUGGCAAUCAACCAAAGAUUGAACUGUCAAAUCACCAUGGUAAUGGCGAGAUAACAUGGCAAUCAACCAAAGAUUGAAAUGUCAAAUCACCAUGGUAAUGCUGAGAACACAUGGCUAUCAACCAAAGAUUGAACUGUCAAAUCUGCAUGGUAAUGCUGAGAAAGCACUAGCUGGAAUCUGUCGGAGACUGCAAAGUCCGCAAUCAACCAAAGAUGUUGUCCCUGAUUGUGUCAUGUUGAGAAACCAUAGCAAUACCAAGUGCAGUAUAAUACACAUAUGGCAAUGCUGAGAAACCAUAGCAACCGGACACAGUAACCCCCUCAGUUCUGAGGUCAAGUUAACAGAUGACACAACACUUGGUCCCUUGGCGCCACUGAUAGGGUUUGGAUUGGUUUCCAUGGUUUUCGAUAAAACAAGUCAGUUGGAAUCAAAGACUCUAAGAAUAAGACAUUAUUAUCUGAGGAUUUUGUUUGAAUAUUUUGAUUAUAACUACAAAUAUUACAAUCAGCUACGUUAAUACAGUUAACCACAGUAAAUGAAUACAGUCGUCUGUGAAGUUUUACAGAAGUUGGCAGCAUGGUGCUUACUUGUAAUAUUAUUCACUUACUCGUGUGAAACCUUUUAUCAUUAAGGAUGAGUACAUCACACAAAGACACCAUAUUCAUAAAAAUUCUAUAUUUUUACAUUUAACAACAAUGGAAAAUGAAGUGAUAAGUUGUACAUGUAUGUCAAUUACAAACUGACAAGAUUACGUCGCUCGAAUGGCAAGCUGAUAUAAACCACGAUGAACUCUUAAUACAAGUCUGUGUAGUAGACCACUCGUCCUUUAACGUUUAUCUGUAAACUUGAAGUGUUUAAACAAAAUUUCAAAUGAUGACCAGUUUUUCUUAAAAUUUACGAUCAUGAUCCCAUUUGUCUCACUAAUGUUUCAAAUUAUUAUAUUUUGAAAUAUCUCAUUUUGUCUGUCUUUGGCCUUUCUAGGGACUGGAUAAAGAAUUUAGGAUAUACUAGUGGUUUAUAACUAUAUUAAUUUACUACUUCCUCAUUUAUGAUAGUCGUGACAUUCCUCUGUGCAAUAUAAUAUAAUGUGUCUUUAAGCCUUCCAUGUAAAAUGUGCCUCGUCAGAUUGUCCCCAAACAAAGCCAAAAUGUCAUUGCUUGAUGUAUAUCCCCAUUUGUUUUUAUUAGUGUUCACUGAUUUCAGGAGUAUCAGGGUAGGGGAUCAGGUAGUUUUGGGUAGUGGGUUGGGGUGGGUUGGAUUUUAAAGGUCUUAGGAGGGGAGGGGUAUUGGAAUUGUCAGGGAGGGGAAUGUGGGGCGACAGGUUUAUGGAGCUUUAAAAAAACUCCCAGGGUUUUUGCUAAUUUGUUAAUUUCUUCUUCCUUCUUGGGUCUGAACUUGGUCCGCCCAAGUACGGGAGUAGACUCCUGUAAUAGGAGUGUAAAACGUCCCGGGACUGUGCACUAUGUACAAUUUGGAAUAGACUUAACAUUUUAUAUAAAAAAUAAGGUAUUCUCAUAUAAUAUGAGUGAAUAACAUCAUAAAAUAAAAACAUUAUUAUUAAACAUUGUUAUAUUUAAUGAAGCCUUGUUAAUUCAGCUAUUUUUCUAGUUAUCCAACCAUCUACCCAGUGCUAUAGGGGUUAUGUAAUCCAGCCACUAUUAAUCUGGUAAUCCUACUAUCUAGCCAGUGUUUUAGGGGACAGAUUGUCAUUUAUACAAAUAGUCUUGGCAGUAAUUGAAUUCCCCAGCCACUCUAGUUUCUCCAAUAUCUACCCAAGGCUAUAGGGGGUACAUUUUCAUUUAUACAAAAUUGUCCUAGCAGUACUUUUUAUCCUUUUAUCAACCCAGUGCUAUAGGGGGUACAUUUUCAUUUUUACAAAUUUGUCUAGGUAGCAAUUAAAUUAUCAAGACACUGCUAAUGCGGUAAUCCCACUAUACAUCAAGUGCUAUAGAGGACAAGUCGUAAUGUGUACAAAAUUGUCCUGGUGCCAUCUUACGCUACAUGAGUCAGUUUUGCUGAGAAUGAGACUGGAUUAUCAAAGCUACAUUUACCAGUGAUUUUGUCGUAGUUCAACAGUUUAAGGAAGAUUCAUAAUAUGUUAUAUAUAUGCAGAAAGUGCAAUGUAGUUAGUUUAUGUUCAGUUAGGUUAUCUGACUAGAUAUUGUUUUGUUUGUAUUAGAUAUAUCUUCCAAUUUUAGCGGACUAUAUAUAGUUCCUACCGUGGGUAACAGAUUGAUCAACACUGUCAGUGUUAUAGGGAGUUACCUAGUCAUAUAUAGGGACUCUCUUGUUUAAGUGUAUACCUUUGCCCAAAAUAUGGACCUGCUGUGUUGCCGCUACAUAAGACAACCUAUGUUGGGACUGUGGCAGCUAGAUUGAGGGUUUCUAAAAUCUAUGUUGUCUACACUGAUUGCUAGGUAAAACAUUUUACCCUCUCAUUUACUUCCCUGUUUCUGUUUCUUUAUACUCCCUUAUCAAUAACUUUUGGUUCAAAUGAGUCUUCAGGGUGAAUGAGUUAAAAACAUUCUCCUGUUUGGAUUCCAUUCAUUCACUCCUGAAAUUUCAUAAUGAACUAUUCCACCGUUUGAAUUGGAAGAGUUCAACUGUGUCUUCAGGUGUGAAUGAGUUCAAAUCAUUCUCCUGUCUGGAUUCCUACCUAUUACAUGUUUGAGAUCUGAUCAUGUGUGUAUGUACGACAUGUUUACAUCCUGAACCGACUACAUAAUGUUACAUCCUACUUUCAAUUUAUGCCUUGAUGUCUUCUCAGUUUUUGUUUGUCUUUUCUUAAUGAAUCGGAGUUCCGUUUUUUCCCUUUGUGUUGAUGGGUUUGCAUGUCUCAUAUCUUUGUUCGUUAAAACUUAUUGUUUUUGUUUAUCUGUGUGUUCGCUGACACUGUGGUAUCUUGUGUUUUGACUCUGAUAGUCUCUCUAUGAGCUACUUAAUUGUCAAUGCAUGAUCCAAAAUAUGCUUUAUUGACAUUUGAUAAAAAUAGGUAAUAAGUGAAUAAUUUAUUAAUCCAUAUGAAGUCAAUUGAUGACAAUUAAGAAGUAUAUAAUAAUAUAUAUUUCCAAAUACAUGUAAAUUGUAAAAUGUAUCAUAGGAUAAUAAUAUAUAAGAAAAUGUGAUAUUGGUAUUUAAUCAUACCGUUGUAUUUAUUCAUUGUAAUCGUUUUAUUUAGAUACGUUACUGCCUCUUCUCUGCUUCAUGCAAACAUCGCGAUAUAUUCUACCGUUCUGGGUGCUGUAUUUAUUUUUUAAACCAUCCUCAGAAUCUGUAAAACUAUGCAUGAAAGGUUAUUACAAAUUAGUUACUUUAUAAGAUUGUAGUCUUUACAGUGGAGAUUUUCUUAACUGUUGGACAAUAUGCUAAUUCAAUAUUUUAAGAGAAACACAUAUAUCAAAGAUAUUACAUGUAUGGUUAUAUGUAUAGCAGGUGAAUACUAUUUCAUUAGAUUGAAUGGUAUAGUGUCCUCAAAAAGAUCCAAGUUGUUGUGGUAGUAAUGUUUAUGAAAUCAAAUAGCAAAUAAGAAAUGUUUGCACCUGGUUUGCGGCAAACUUGCCGCAAACUUACUGCAGUCAAAUCCUGUUGCCAGAAAUGGUCGCCAAAAGUCUGCAACAGUUUUCAUUUGCCGUUAGUGGCAACGUUCUGGCAAUCUUCUGGCAAAUAGUUCCAAAUUGCCGCAAACACGUUUGCCAGAAAAUUGUUGCAAAAAUGCCUUAACUAAACAUGAUACUUUUUUAUGAAGAUUGGUACAAAUGUGUCUUGAUUAUAUUAAUUUCUAAACCAAGGACAUUGUUAAAUUUACAGGUCUGUGUUUCAAUAUUUUUUAUUGCAAGGAGCAUGAUGAGAGGACCUGGGACGUAUUUCAUGUUGACAUGACGUAAAACGGCCCUAUCAAUAUUGUCAAAUUGUUUGAUAAAUUAUAAAAGUUACAUUUAUGUUUAACCAAAAAUGCUAUGAAUUACAUUUUCAUGUUCAUUAUCAUAUUGUUUGUAUGAGUUACAUAAUAAUGUAUUGUCUAUUAAACUGUUAUCAAUUCG
Messenger RNA from Mizuhopecten yessoensis (Yesso scallop), 7227 nucleotides. RefSeq names its product rho GTPase-activating protein 18-like. Gene Ontology annotation, molecular function: GTPase activator activity. The record is from RefSeq and is a predicted model, not a curated record. Gene Ontology annotation, biological process: regulation of actin filament polymerization; signal transduction; regulation of small GTPase mediated signal transduction. The transcript is spliced from 18 exons. The coding region runs from base 311 to 2326 and encodes 671 amino acids. NCBI's taxonomy places the organism in Eukaryota, Metazoa, Mollusca, Bivalvia, Pectinida, Pectinidae. Gene Ontology annotation, cellular component: cytoplasm.